This is a messenger RNA of Bursaphelenchus okinawaensis, 849 nucleotides long. The record is from the annotation of a GenBank genome assembly. Lineage: Eukaryota; Metazoa; Nematoda; Chromadorea; Rhabditida; Aphelenchoididae.
AUGACAAAAGAUCACAGUAUAUUAAAGAAGAAUGUAUUUCUUGAAGAUCUUCCAGAAAAAGUAAGUUAUACUAUCCCAAUUUCAUCUAUUAUUUAGGUAUGGCAAAUCAUUUUAGCUAAAAUGGUAAACAUCGACAGCUUAGCUGCAUUGGCUGCGACAAAUAAAACGUUUUACAAACGGAUCAAUAGAGACUUUAAAUCUAUGUGUUAUAGCGAUGGCAUCUACAGACUCGUUGGAGAAACUUGGGCGACUGCUUUCAGCUUGUAAGGUUGUCUAUUGGUACUCUACCUUAUCUGUUUCUACCUCACACCACUCUACACAACUUUAUCUUAUACAAGUCUAUCUUAUCCUACCUUAGCUUCCCGUACAUCUAUUUUACCUUAACAACUCACAUUUAGGACGGCACAUCGUGCAUUUGACCUUUUAUGCGGAGUAACGUGCCCUCACUCUGGAACAUUUGCUUUUUAUUUACGACCACAUUAUGUCGUUCUUUCUCACAUUGACUUUUCAAACUUCAAAUUCGAAUUGCUUGACUUCAAAGAUCAGUUGAGAGCACCGAUUAUGAAAGUGUCUGUGAUAAACAAGGGAAAACGGUUGAUUAUUCAUUGUCAGAACUCAAUAAACGACCAAUUUGCAUAUCUGUAUGACAUUGAGACAAAACAAAUUCUGAGAAGUUUUGAAACAACUGACGUCCAAUUUAAAGACUACACUCAGCUACUGGACAACAAUAUUGUAUACGACCCGUACAGUAACAAAGAAUUCGAAAUCCCUCCAGGAAUGAGACGUUAUCGACCACAACAUUCAGACACAUUUAGUGAACAUCGUUACAUUGCUGGAGAUGAUGGAUGA